Molecule: messenger RNA, 2409 nt
Organism: Zingiber officinale
Lineage: Eukaryota; Viridiplantae; Streptophyta; Magnoliopsida; Zingiberales; Zingiberaceae
Product: crooked neck-like protein 1
Exons: 7
Coding region: 31-2112 (693 amino acids)
Biological process (GO): mRNA splicing, via spliceosome; spliceosomal complex assembly
Cellular component (GO): U2-type catalytic step 2 spliceosome; Prp19 complex; post-mRNA release spliceosomal complex
Molecular function (GO): protein binding
Source: RefSeq, a predicted model, not a curated record
AGGGUUCCGAGUCUCUGCAGGUUCUCCGAGAUGGCGUCGGGAUCCCUAGGCCUCCAGCUGCCGCGUUCCACCCGCGUGAAGAACAAGACGGCAGCGGCGAUCCAGAUCACCGCCGAGCAGAUACUGCGCGAGGCCCGCGAGCGGCAGGAGCCUGAGAUCCGGCCGCCGAAGCAGAGCAUUACCGACUCCGACGACCUAGCCGACUACCGGCUCCGCAGGAGGAAAGGUUUCGAAGAUGUAAUCCGGCGCGCUCGCUGGAAAACUGGUACUUGGGUCGCAUAUGCCGCCUGGGAAGAGUCACAGGGAGACAUCGCUCGCGCUCGAUCCAUCUGGGAGCGGGUUCUAGAAGUCGACUAUCGCAACCCUACCCUGUGGCUCCAGGCCGCCGCAUUCGAGAUGCGAAUUCGCUGUAUCAAUCAUGCUCGCAAUAUAUGGGACCGCGCCGUCGCCCUCCUUCCCCGCGUCGACCAACUUUGGUACAAGUACGCGCACAUGGAAGAGAUCCUUGGCAAUGUUGCAGGUGCACGUCUGAUAUUUGAACGCUGGAUGGAUUGGCAGCCCGACACUCAGGGCUGGCUUUCGUACAUUAACUUUGAGCUUCGCUACAAUGAGGUCGAUCGUGCGCGUGCUAUCUACGAACGGUUUGUUGUUUGCCACCCUCGUCCUUCUUCUUUCAUCAAGUAUGCCAAGUUCGAGGCCAAGCGCGGUGAAAUUGCUCGUGCCCGUGCGGUGUAUGAGCGCGCCGUCGAUCUUCUUUCUGAAGACGAGGAAGCAGGGCAGCUCUUCGUUGCCUUUGCAGGCUUCGAGCUCUGGUGCAAGGAGAUGGAACGAGCUCGUUGCAUAUACCGUUACGCGCUAGACCACCUCCCCAAGGGGAGGGCCGACGAUGUUCAUAAGGAAUAUGUUACUUUUGAGAAGCAGUAUGGAGACACGCAUGGAAUUGAAGAUGCUAUUCUCAGACAAAUGAGAUUAAAGUAUGAUGACGAGGUGAGGAAGAACCCUUUCAAUUAUGACUCCUGGUUUGAUUACAUAAGGCUGGAGGAGAAUGGUGGAAACAAGGAUAUGGUGAGGGAGGUGUAUGAAAGAGCAAUAGCCAAUGUGCCUCCAGCAGAGGAGAAGCGGUAUUGGAAAAGAUAUAUCUACUUGUGGAUAAACUAUUCAUUAUAUGAAGAACUGGAUGCGCAAGACAUGGAUAGAACGAGGGAGGUUUACAGGGAAUGUUUGAAGCUAAUUCCUCAUAAGAAGUUUUCCUUUGCAAAGAUAUGGCUCAUGGCUGCCCAAUUUGAAAUCAGACAAAGGAACUUAAAGGCUGCACGCCAAAUCUUAGGAAAUGCCAUUGGAAUGGCGCCGAGCGAUAAGAUAUUUAAGAGCUACAUUGAAAUUGAACUCCAUCUAGGCAAUGUAAAUCGCUGCAGAAUCCUGUAUGAGAAAUAUCUGGAAUGGGCCCCUGCAAACUGCUACGCAUGGUUGAAAUACACUGAGUUUGAGAGAACAUUGAAUGAAACAGAGCGUGCUCGAGCAUUGUUUGAGCUUGCAAUUGCUCAACCUGCACUGGACAUGCCAGAGUUGCUCUGGAAGGCAUAUAUUGACUUUGAGAUACCCACAGAAUUUGAAAAAACAAGACAGCUCUAUGAUAGACUACUUGAUCGGACCAAACACUUGAAGGUCUGGCUUAGUUAUGCUAAGUUUGAGGCUUCUGCUGGCAUAGAAGACAAAACUAUGGACAAUGAGGUUCAGGAGAAGAACCAUGAUAUUGAAGAGAAACAAAGGAAGAGAAUUGAACGAUGCAGAGGGGUUUUCGAGAGGGCAUUUGACUACUUCAGAACGAAUGUGCCAGAGUUAAAGGAGGAAAGAGCAAUGCUUUUGGAGGAGUGGUUGAACUUGGAGAGCAGUUUUGGUAGUCUCGGGGACAUUAGCAUACUACAGAAUAAAUUGCCAAGGAAGGUGAAAAGGAAGAGACCUAUUUCAUCAGAAGAUGGAACUCCCACUACUGGGUUUGAGGAGUGCAUGGACUACAUCUUCCCUGACGAAGUAGCUUUAGCGCCUAAUAUGAAGCUACUAGAAGCAGCGUACAAAUGGAAAAAGCAGAAAAUCGCCACAGAUGAAAAUUGAGCGAGGACUUAAUGGAGAAGUAUCAUCCUAUAGGAAGGAUCUGGCUAUGAAUGUCACUCUUCUAUGUAUCAUCCUAUCGGAAGAACUUCAAUCGAGUUCUAGAAUAUUUUCGAUUUAGCUAUGUACAUAUAACUUGGACAAAGGGUUCUCUAUACUAUGUGCUCGAGCCCCACUGUCCCAAGUUAUUGUGAAUUGAAUAGUUGUUGAUAUUGUUUGUGCUAGGGGGAGCAUGGAACACAAUGCUGCCUUUUGUAUUUCAUUUUAUUUCAUGUUAUUUCCAUUUCACUUUUCUUUUUA